AGUAAUAAUACACCCUUUUUGGUUCUCUUUCCAUUUUUCUUCCGCAACCCCUCAAGCUACUUAAUUUUCUUCUGUAUGAAUUCAAUUUCACAAGAAAGAAUCAUGAGACACCAACCCGAAGAUGAAGACCCUCAGUUAAGGGUUUUAUACGAGCUAUGUUCCAUCAUCAUUCACACUCUCAAGUUCCCUCCGUUACCCUUCCCUUUCACCACCCCAUAUCCAUAUUCUUCUUCUGAUGCUACUGCUUCUUCUUCUUCUGAUGCUACUGCUUCUUCUUCUUCUAUGCCACCCUCUAAGAGACAGCCCUGGUGGACAACGUUAACACCCUCACAGGAUUCCCCAGCAACAUUUGCAUCUCUGUUUUUGGGUAUAUGCCUGGCCUUGAUGCUUUUCGGUUCGGUCACAUUCUUUGUUGGGUUCCUUUUGUUACCUUGGGUUAUUCUUUUGGUCCUAGUGUUCUAUGUUGCUGCACUUGUCUCCUACUUAUCUUUAUUGGGUCGUUUCAUUCUUGGUUCCAUCAUGUUCCACAACAAUGUUCCACGUGCCUUGGAUUUAUCGUCGUACAGAUGAGGCCAAUAUACUGCUAAAGCUCUAGAAGGGAAAAGAUAAUAAGUUGGGUUAUUUCAUACACAAGAUAGAAGCAGAAGCAGAGACUAAGAAGUGAAAAGAGAAAAGACAAAGAUGGGAGCUGAUUGGGGACCAGUAAUUGUUGCAGUGGGCUUGUUCAUCCUCUUAUCUCCAGGGUUGCUGUUCCAAUUCCCAGCAAGGAUUAGAGUUGUGGAGUUUGGUAACAUGAACACAAGUGGGAUUUCCAUUUUGGUUCAUGCCAUCAUAUACUUUUGUAUACUUACCAUCUUGGUUGUUGCAAUAGGCAUUCACGUACACAUUAACUGACAUGAAAAAUCUCCUAUAAGUAUGUUUACAUUUACCAUUUUUUGGUGUAUUAGUUUCCCUUUAUUUUUCACCCUUUUAAAGUUUCUCAUCUCAGCUGUCUUUGAUGCUGGUAAAUUGUUCAAAAUGAA
This is a messenger RNA of Gastrolobium bilobum, 1022 nucleotides long. RefSeq lists its product as uncharacterized. The record is from RefSeq and is a predicted model, not a curated record. The coding region runs from base 682 to 894 and encodes 70 amino acids. The transcript is spliced from 3 exons. NCBI's taxonomy places the organism in Eukaryota, Viridiplantae, Streptophyta, Magnoliopsida, Fabales, Fabaceae.